Messenger RNA from Zychaea mexicana, 1683 nucleotides. RefSeq lists its product as uncharacterized. The record is from RefSeq and is a predicted model, not a curated record. The coding region runs from base 1 to 1683 and encodes 560 amino acids. Gene Ontology annotation, molecular function: guanyl-nucleotide exchange factor activity; translation initiation factor activity; translation initiation factor binding. NCBI's taxonomy places the organism in Eukaryota, Fungi, Mucoromycota, Mucoromycetes, Mucorales, Lichtheimiaceae. Gene Ontology annotation, cellular component: eukaryotic translation initiation factor 2B complex. The transcript is spliced from 2 exons.
AUGCUCUACGAACCCACGACCCUCAUGGAGGACAGUGCCAGCAACACUUCCUCAUCGCUAGACUCAUUUACCACCAAUACUACAACCACCACUACUGAUUCCGAAACGUGUUCUUGCUCGCCGCAGCACAAACAUCAUCACCACCACCACCACGAUUUAAAGAACAACAUUGGUAGCCACCACAGCCAGAGCAGCAAUAACAGCAGCAGAAUUAGCAAUGGCAGCAAACGACGGGCCUACCACUUGCUUUUACGAGAAAUCCGCCGCUUACGAGCCGAGAACGACGGCUUAUGCCAAAUGGUGGACACCAUCAAGCAAGACUUACGCUUUGAACGAGAAUCCCGUCAAAUAUCCGAACGAUGCCACCAAAAAUACUAUACGGAGUCUUCCGAUAGACAAGUCGAACUAGAGCUCGAUGUCAUGGACAAGGACAGUGAGAUUGCAGACUUGAAAGAACGGAUUGCGGUAUUAGAAGCAGCAUCCUCUCCCACUGUCGAUGCCUGCAACAACAACAACGUGACCACCCCCGCCUUGUCCAGAUCAAGUUCAUUUUCACGUUGGGGAUGUUUUGAUUUUGAUGACGACGACGACGACGCGUUGUUUUGCCAACCUGUCAUGGGCGAGUCAGCCACGCCGGAUCCACUUGCAACAUUGGAUAGACAGCGAGGCGAUUCGAGUGAAGACGACGAGGACGAUGACGAAGCGUUUGAGCACUUUGACGACGACGACGACGACAACAACACUGUAGAACAUGACCACAAUGGAUAUAGAUCCUCUGGGCCAUAUCCGAAAACAACAACGACCGACGACGAGAAAUUCGAACAAUUAGCCACAUCCUAUUUACACCAAGCCAUCCUAUCCAAACUCACCUCCGCACGAGCCAAUCUGGAACUCGAUGAUCUCAUGCUGAAAUACGAUCCUUCGCCUGCCGUCGUCUUGCGGAUGCUUGCCACCUCCUUUGUUGUCUGGGUCAACAAUGUCGUGUCAUCCAGUAACGAUAGCGCAGUCAAGUCGCUGACCCAUGCUGUCACUGAAGGAUUUUUGAACUUUUGGAAAGCCAUUCUGGAAAAACAUGUCCAUGACGAGGAUGACCAGUGCCAGUUUUUGAAUGAAGCCGAACGGAUUUUGGACACCAAGCAAGAACAACCCAGUGGCGCUGCUGCCAUCGUUGAUAACUUUCACAGACUGUUGAUCAUGCUAUACAAGUAUGACAUUGUGGAUGGCGAAGCAAUCACCCGUUGGUGGCACUCGGUCGUAGUCGUUGAAGAUGAGGAGGGUCAUGUUGCAUGUCGACUGCGCGGUGUCACGAAAUCCUUUGCUCAAUGGCUUGACGAAGAUGAAGAAGACGAAGAGGAUGAUGACAGUGACGACGACGAUGACGAUGACAGUGUCUUUGACGAUCACAAGGUGCUGGACAGCAUGCUGGAGCAAGAUCGUGAAUACUGCGCAUGUCAAUUUGAAGAAAAUAUCAAGGACAAUGACAACGGCGACAUGAAGGAUAACAAUACCAUCAACAACCACAACAAUAACACUGCACAUAGUAAUCAAUCUCCUGAACAACCGGGAACAACCUGUAAAUGCCAAGAUAUAUAUACAACCACAACAACAUCAUCAUCCUCCUCCCCAACCUCCCAUACAGCGGAUGAAAAGAAACCAAAGAAAUCCGUACGCAUCGUAUUGUAA